This is a messenger RNA of Pseudopipra pipra, 1131 nucleotides long. RefSeq names its product SYS1 golgi trafficking protein (gene SYS1). The transcript is spliced from 3 exons. The record is from RefSeq and is a predicted model, not a curated record. Bases 25 to 495 code for a protein of 156 amino acids. Lineage: Eukaryota; Metazoa; Chordata; Aves; Passeriformes; Pipridae. Gene Ontology annotation, cellular component: trans-Golgi network; Golgi membrane. Gene Ontology annotation, biological process: Golgi to endosome transport; Golgi to plasma membrane protein transport; protein localization to Golgi apparatus.
CGGGCGGCGCGCGGCGGGCCGACCAUGGCGGCGCAGUUCCGCAGCUACGUGUGGGACCCCGCGCUGAUCGUGGCACAGAUGGUGCUGCUGCAGGCGGGCUACUACAGCUCGCUCGGGCUCUGGCUCGCCCUCCUCGGCACCCUGGGCAGCACCGGGCCCUCCCUCCAGCAGGUCUUCAGCGACGAGAUUUUAGGCUUCUCAACCCCGCCGGGGAGGCUCUCCAUGAUGGCUUUCAUCCUCAAUGCACUCACCUGCGCCCUGGCCUUGCUGUACUUCAUCCGCCGCGGGAAGCAGUGCCUGGAUUUCACGGUCACGGUGCACUUCUUCCACCUCCUGGGCUGCUGGAUCUACAACUCGCGCUUCCCGUCUUCGCUGACGUGGUGGCUGGUGCACGUGGUGUGCACGGCGCUGAUGGCGGCCAUCGGGGAGUACCUGUGCAUGCGGAUAGAGCUGCGGGAGAUCCCCCUCAACUCCGCCCCCAAGUCCAACGUAUAGACUCGCCCAACGACAGACACUGCCGUUGUCUGCAGCACAAUGCAUCCGACAUGCCUCAGAAUCAUCCCUGAAGAAGCACAGCAGGUCUGUUGAGACUUUGUUAUUAAUUUUCUUUUUUUUCCCUCCCCGGACCUCGGUGGCUGCAUGAGUGUGAGCAUCUCCUCUGGCAUCAGCUGGCAGCGGGGGAGGAGCAGAUGUUUAUUUUGCUAACACGAAGCAUUAAUGUGACUGUAUGGAGAGUGUGCCCUUCAACUCUUCGCUCAAGAGACUGUUAAAAGCCAGGUAGCAAAACUUGGUGCGUGAGGAGCAUUUGGAAUCUAACGAUGUGGGAGUGCCCUGUGUGGGGAACACGAUGGUCAGCUCUUCUUGCGGGAGCUGGCACGGUGAGCAGUGGGGCUGGGAGCUGCUGCUUCCAAUCUGUGACUGAUUUGGGCUUUGGUUGGGAGAGGAGUCAAAGAAGUGAAUGGAUGGGGAAAAGGAAAAUAGUUGUACUUACCUGAAUCACCAGCUGAGUCACUAAAUAACCUAUAACGUUAGAUGGGUUUGUUUGCUGUUUCCAUGUUUGAUACAUAGAGGUGACAGAGGGCAGUUUGCUGAAGAAACCUUUUGUAAUAAUAAAAACAUUAUGUUGCUGUG